AUGGGUUUCGCAGAGCAGGCAAUGUCGCUCCUGACAGUCACAAACAUCCUUAUAUCGCUCGUGGCAUAUAUUGUUCUCAAAUUUGUCUAUCAGAUCAUUCAUUAUCGCUUCUUCCACCCAUUAUCUGCUUUCCCCGGUCCCUUUUGGGCAUCUGUCACUCGGCUUUGGCUCGCCAAGCAGAAUCUGCAGGAAACGGAAUACUUGACCGUGUACGACCUGUCGAAGAAGUAUGGCCCUGUUGUGCGAGUCACCCCGACAUUGCUCCUCGUCAGCGAUCACACGAAACUUCCGGAAAUCUAUCACCGCAAUGCAGACAAGACGGGCCACUACAUCACGGGUAGUUUCGGAGAGACCGAGAGUUUGUUUAACAUGAGGUCGCACAAGACACACGCCCUCUUCCGAAAGCACAUCGCAGGACCUUACAGCUUCACCAACAUCAAGAAGAUGGAGCCGAUGAUCGAUGCGCGUAUUGUUGAAUGGAACCAAAAGCUCGAUGAGACUUUUGCCAAGACCGGCGAGGCGUUCGACUUCGCCUGGUGGGCAGUAUACAUGGCGUAUGAUAUCAUCAGCGAGAUCGGGUUCGGCGCUCCAUUUGGAUUCAUCGAGAAGGGCGAGGACAUCGGUGGACUUAUUCAAGGCUUCCACGAUGGUCUUGCACCCUUUGGGUUCCUUGCGCGCAUGCAUCCGUUUACUUCAUGGAUGAAGAGUACUUUCAUGAAGAAAUACCUUGUCGCUACCCCUCAGGAUAACUCCGGAAUCGGCGUUCUGAUGCGCUUCCGUGACCGACUCAUCAAGGAGCGCCUGGAUGACGUCCAGUCCGGUAAACAAGUUGAACGCAUCGACCUCCUCCAGACAUUCCUGGACGCACGCACCGAAGAAGGCAAACCUCUGGACUUGGAGUACAUUCGCGCCGAGGUCCUUCUCGUCCUGCUUGCCGGCGCCGACACCACCGGUACCGCCUUCCAAGCCCUGAUCACCUACCUCUUGACUCACCCCAGUUCGUACAAGCGCAUGAUGGAUGAGAUCGACGAGGCCAGCCGCAAGGGUUACCUUUCCGAGGUGCCUCAAUACAAUGAGGUCCUUGAGCAUCUGCCAUUCUUCGUGGGUUGUGUCAAAGAGACUAUGCGCCUGUGCCCCUCCGCUCCCAACGUCUUCCCUCGUUAUGUCUCUGAACCCGGCCUGGACCUGUAUGGCAAGUGGGCUCCCGCUGGCACGGAAAUCUCUUGCAAUCCGUACCUGGUGCAUCGCGAUCCGGCGCUUUACGGUGCGGAUGCGGAAGAAUUCAAGCCCGAGCGUUGGAUGGACCCCGAGAGGGCGAAGCUGUAUAACAAGUAUAACUUUGCGUUCGGCUAUGGAUCUCGUGUUUGCCUUGGCCGUGACAUUGCAAUGAUGGAGCUGUUCAAGGGUCCUCUCCAGUUCUUCCGCUCAUACACGCCUGAAUUCGUCAAGGGCAAGCCUGAGCCUAAAUUCGUUGUCAAGGGUGGUGUUGGAUACUGGCGGGACGUUUGGUUGACUAUUUCCAAACGCCCGCAGGUGGCCCCGGAAUAA
Messenger RNA from Penicillium diatomitis, 1548 nucleotides. Its product is annotated as cytochrome P450. The transcript is spliced from 5 exons. The record is from RefSeq and is a predicted model, not a curated record. Bases 1 to 1548 code for a protein of 515 amino acids. NCBI's taxonomy places the organism in Eukaryota, Fungi, Ascomycota, Eurotiomycetes, Eurotiales, Aspergillaceae. Gene Ontology annotation, molecular function: heme binding; monooxygenase activity; iron ion binding.